AUGGCAACACAGGAGCAGGCCUUGAGCACCAGAGCAAUAGAGGCCCAGAUAUACCACACCAGGCAGGGUCCCAGGUGCAGGCUGUGCAAAGAGGCGCCUGAAACAGUCCAGCGCAUAACAGCAGGGUGUAUCAUACUGGCAGGAAAAGAUUACAUGAAACACCAUAACCAAACUCUGGAGGAGCCCCCUUACUUGACAGUCGGGACUGAUGUGAGUGCCAAGUACAGAGGGGCUUUCUGCGAAGCCAAGAUUAAGACAGCCAAGCGUCUAGUCAAGGCUAAGGUGACCUUUAAAUCAGAUUUGUCUACUGCUGAGGUCCAUGACGAAAGCAUUAAAGGGCCUCUAAAGGUGGGUGCUAUUGUAGAAGUGAAGAACCAUGAUGGAGUUUACCAGGAGGCCACAAUCAACAAGCUAACCGACGCGAGUAUUUACACAGUUGUAUUUGACGAUGGCGACGAGAAGACCUUAAGGCGUUCUUCUCUCUGCCUUAAAGGUGCCCGUCACUUUGCAGAAAGUGAGACACUUGACAGACUACCCCUCACCAAUCCUGAGCACUUCGGCACACCUGUCAUAGGCAAAAAGGGAAACCGGGGCAGGCGAUCCAACCCAAUCCAAGAGGAAGACCUGUCUUCAUCCUCCAGUGAAGAAGAGGAGAGUGAUCAACGGCAGAAUGAAGAUCUGUUUGGCAAAGUGGUCUGUGUGGAGGGAGUGUCCAUGGGGGAUAAAAAGAAACCCACGUGGUAUCCUGCACUAGUCAUCACCCCUGACUGCCAUGAUGACAUCACAAUGAAGAAGGAAAGCUUAUUUGUUCGCUCUUUCAAGGACGGAAAAUUUUACAUGGUGUUACGGAAAGAUGUUCGAGAAAUAAAUGCAGAUUCGCCCCCUAAAGCGGAUGCGGGAUUGAAGCCAGCGCUGGACGCAGCUUUGGAGUUCCAGCAACAAUUAGUAAUUCCUAGCAUCUGGAAGACUGAAGUGAAGGAGGAAAGCUCCAGCAGUGAAGUGGAUGAUGAGGAUGAAGAGGAGGAACAGGAAGAAGAUGCCAGUGGUGAAGAAGAAGAGGAGGAAGUGGAGCCAUAUCCCGAGGAAAGGGAGAACUUUCUUCAGCAGCUAUACAAGUUCAUGGAAGACAGAAGAACGCCCAUCAACAAGCGGCCUGUUCUGGGUUACCGGAAUCUCAACCUGUUCAAACUGUAUAGACUGGUGAACAAACUAGGAGGCUUCGAUAACAUUAAAAGUGGCGCCAUUUGGAAGCAAAUCUACCAGGACCUUGGAAUACCUGUCCUCAAUACAGCUGCUGGCUACAAUGUCAAAUGUGCUUACCGCAAGUACCUUUAUGGUUUUGAAGAAUAUUGCACUUCCACUGCCAUCACAUUCAAGAUGGACCUCCCUUUGAAGCAGGCCCUCAAGGGAGAGGCAGCGUCUGUGGGUGAGGGAGAAAACACAUCCGCCACAUCAACCAGCAUAGAAGAACAGAAGUAUCCUGGGAAUGGAGAACCAAUCAGCACACAAUCUGUAGUUUGCAAGGAGGAGAAGCUUGAGUUGGUUCUAAACAAAAAUGAGGGGGCAUCUUCAAAAGCUGAAGCAAAGGAUAGCAAUGGAAACGAUGAGGAGGAGGAAGACGAUGAGCCACACACAGGGGACACAGAUGAACGCUCAUCCACGUCUCGCCUCAGAGCUGAGAGCAUUAAACAGGAGCAUGAAGAGGAGCAUGAAAACAAGGACAACUCUGGGGAUGACAACAGUCAGGAUGGGGAGGAAGGGGAAGAGUUUGAGUGUUACCCCCCGGGGAUGAAGGUGCAGGUGAGGUAUGGGCGAGGCCGCAGUCUGAAGACGUACGAGGCCACUGUGAAAGAGGCAGACGUGGAGGGGGGAGAGGUGCUCUACCUGGUGCACUACUGUGGCUGGAACAUCAGAUAUGAUGAAUGGAUCAAAGCAGACAAGAUUGUUCGCCCAGCCAAUAAGAAUGUACAAAAAAUAAAGCACCGUAAAAAAAUAAAGAACAAAGUUGAGCGGGAGCGAGACCGGUUCGAGAGGCUCACUGAUAGAGAAGCACUCGGUCCUUCGCCCAACAAUAACCGUGUCCCUCGAUCUAAGUGUGACCUUAGCCCAGAUGUCUUUUCCAAACUAGAUCAGGGUGAGGACCAAGGUACUCAGCAGCAGACUCCAGCCAAGUCUAUAGAAAUUACUUCUAUUCUUAAUGGUCUGCAAGCCUCUGAGUUGUCUUCAGACGAGAGUGACCACGAGGGUGAGAAUGAGCAAAAUAAAGAAGACUGUGAUGCUUGCAGGGAUAUAAAAGGUGUACCAGAGCUUCAUAAAACCUCAGAACUUAGAGAGAGUGGUACUCAACCCAAUGGGUCCAGAUCUUCUGUAGUCUCAGGGAAGAACCAGGAGAUGAUCAACAGUGAAGUGGGGAAGCGCAAACUGGAUUUGAUUGGGGAGGCAAGCACCAGGAAAAGGAAAUCUGAAGGAGUAGUCGAAAGGAACCUUAAAAAUCAGUCUAGGGCUAAGAGGGCUACAAGGAGUGCAGAUUGGUUACCUUCAGUCUCUUCUAAAAAGUUGGAUGACAGGAGUACUGGUGCAAUGGAAGAGAGGGGGGCCUCAUCUAGCUCCAGCUCAGACGAUGAGGGCACCGCACUUGCUGAGGCCAGUGAACAAAGCCACCCAAAGACCAAAGCUUCCCCUUCCAAGAAAUACAAUGGGACAAAGGAGAAGAGCAAAUCCAGUAGACAAUCGGGGUUCUGGGACAUUCCUGACAAGAGGGCCAAGAUGUCUGGGAAUGGAGAGGAUAAGCCAGCUGUACGUGCUACGGGCCAAAAAGACGUGUGGUCAAGCAUUCAAGCGCAGUGGCCAAAGAAGACUCUAAAAGACUUAUUCUCCGAUUCAGACACAGAGGCUGCUAAUUCUCCUCCUGCACCUGUACCUUCCAGCCUUGAAGAUACAAGUGUUGAGCAGGAAGCAGGACCUGAAGAUGACGCUUCAGAGGAACACAUGGAUACUGACAAACUGCAAGAGUUCCCUAGCAGUGGCAGUAACUCUGUACUUAACACACCACCCACUACACCAGAGUCCCCCUCAGGUAGAGGCAGUACAUUGGAAGACUGCAGCCAAGCACCACCGCGUUCCCCACCAGCGCCACCCACACCUCCUGGUCUGCUUCCAGUGUCAUCUUCUGCAAAUCUCCUGCCAGGGUUGGUACAGGAGGAAGUGGCAUGCCGGCGCAGCGAGAGUGACAGCAGCACAGUUGAAGUGGAGAGCCUGGGCGGGGAGCUGCCUGACCUUCCUCGGGAUGAGGGGGCAGGCUCCCCACCCAAAGUGUUUGAUGCCCCGCUCUCCUCCAACAGCAGCAGCAACUGCAGCUUGGAGCUGAGCAGCAGCAGCCAGCAUGAGAGUGAGCACAAGUCCAAAGUAUCUGUGAGUCAGAAACGGCAAAAAGAAUCACAGACAGGCGGCGUCUCAAAGAAACACAAGCCAAACCGAAAGAGCCUUGGUGUGCCUCCCAAAAAAAAUAGGAAAACAGCCAACAGCAGUGACAGCGAAGACCAGUCUGUUUUGGAAGGCUCUGCCAAACCAACUUCCACCAAGAAUGACACAUCGGAAGUUAAGGUUGCUGUUUCGCCCAAGUGUCGCGGCCGAUCUCCCCCUUCAAGCCAUAAGUAUCACAAGCAGGGUGACACCGACCACUCACAACACCGGGAAAACCAUGGAAGAUCACCACGGGUUUACAAGUGGAGCUUCCAGAUGUCUGACCUGGAGAAAAUGAGCAGUCUGGAGAGGAUCUCAUUUCUUCAGGAUAAGCUUCAAGACAUCAGGAACCACUACCUCUCCCUCAAGUCUGAGGUCGCCUCGAUUGACCGCCGGCGAAAGCGCAUGAAGAAAAAGGAACUAGAAAGCACUGUGGCGGCAUCCUCCUCCUCUUCAUCCUCUUCACCGUCCUCGAGCUCACUGACAGCAGCGGUCAUGUUGACGCUGGCUGAUCAACCAGUGUCUUCAUCCUCAUCCUCAUCGCAGAACUCUAGUGUAUCAGUGGAGUGCAGGUGA
Molecule: messenger RNA, 4038 nt
Organism: Nerophis lumbriciformis (worm pipefish)
Lineage: Eukaryota; Metazoa; Chordata; Actinopteri; Syngnathiformes; Syngnathidae
Source: RefSeq, a predicted model, not a curated record